AUGAAGAACCGCCCACCCAUCACUGACCGGGGACUCUACCUCUUGUUAUCCGCCGGUGCUAUUAUAGCCGGCAGCCUUCUCCUCUCGACUUUCAACGGCGGUGGUGAAAUCCCUCUCUUCUGUAGUGAAUCUAUCCCCGAAGAAUUCUUCCCCUCAACCACCACACCAUUGCAACUCGACGCCAUUCUCCACUACGCCACUUCUCAGGUCGUCCCACAACAAUCGUUAGAAGAGAUCACCGUCUCCUUCGACGUUCUUCAAUCGAUUUCGCCCUGUAAUUUUCUCGUUUUCGGACUCGGUCACGAUUCCCUGAUGUGGGCGUCAUUCAAUCCACUCGGCAAAACCCUAUUCCUGGAAGAAGACCCGACAUGGGUCCGGAGUGUCCUUAAAACCUCACCAGAUCUGAACGCAGUCACCGUCAAUUACCGGACGAAACAAGCCGACGCCUUCGAGCUCCUGAAUUGGUAUCAAUCCGAACCGGAAUGUGCCCCAUCCAAAAGUUAUAUUCGAGGAAACACGCAGUGCAAGUUAGCAAUCACGGGUCUACCAGAUCAUGUCUACGAUCAAGAAUGGGAUAUGAUAAUGAUCGACGCCCCCAGGGGUUAUUUCGAUGAGGCGCCGGGAAGGAUGGGGGCGAUUUACACGGUUGCUGUGAUGGCGAGAAAUCGGAAAAAAUCAGGGGUGACGCAUGUUUUUUUGCAUGAUGUGAAUCGGAAAACUGAGAAAGCUUAUGGGGAAGAGUUUUUGUGUCGGAGGAAUUUGAAGAAGAGCGUCGGAAGAUUGUGGCAUUUUGAGAUACCACCGGCUGCAAAUGUUACCGAUCAGAAUGCUAAGUUUUGCUAG
Messenger RNA from Lactuca virosa, 843 nucleotides. The record is from the annotation of a GenBank genome assembly. Lineage: Eukaryota; Viridiplantae; Streptophyta; Magnoliopsida; Asterales; Asteraceae.